AUUUUUUUUGGACAUCAUCGUCAUCACUUGCCACUUUAAUUAUUAAUCUCAUAAUUUGUAAUGGAACAAGAGUACUCCCCUUCAUUUCUCUCAACAAAGAGGUAUGCUGUUGUUACAGGUGGAAACAAGGGGAUUGGGAUUGAAAUAUGCAGACAAUUAGCUUCAAAUGGCAUCAAGGUUGUGUUAACUGCCAGAGAUGAAAAGAGGGGUCUUGAAGCUGUUGAGAAACUGAUCAAAGAAUCAAAUUUCACUCGUGAAGACCAUGUCGUUUUUCACAGGCUUGAUGUCGUUGACCCUGAUAGCAUUGCUUCUUUGGCAGAUUUCAUCAAAACCCAGUUCGGGAAGCUUGACAUUUUGAUAAAUAAUGCAGGAAUUGCUGGGGGUACACUUGAUUCUUAUGGUUAUGCACAAGCCACUGAGCUUGCUGGUGGUAAUUGGCCAGAGAACGGCAACUGGAAUGAGAUCAUGACCCAGAACUAUGAAUCGGCUGAAGAAUGCCUAAAAACAAAUUAUUACGGAGCCAAAGCAACGAUCGAAGCACUUCUUCCGCUCCUCCAAUUGUCUGAUUCACCCAGAAUCGUCAAUGUCUCAUCCUCCAUUGGCCUGUUGCAGUACAUGCCAAAUGAAUGGGCCAAAAACAUGUUGAGCGAUGUUGAUAAGCUAAGAGAAGAGCGAAUCGAUGAGGUAGUGAGUGAGUUUCUGAAAGAUUUCAAACAAGGUAACUUAGAAGCCAAGAAAUGGCCUACAGAAAUUUCGGGCUACAAAGUUUCGAAAGCUUCCCUUAAUGCCUACCAAAGGAUUUUGGCCAAGAAAUACCCUCACAUCUGCGUUAACUGUGUGUGCCCUGGCUACGUCAAAACUGAUAUCACUUGCAAUACUGGCCAGUUGGUUGCUGCCGAAGGUGCUGAAAGUCCGGUGAUGCUGGCCUUGUUGCCCCACGCCAAGCCUUCUGGCUUGUUCUUUUCCAGGAAGCAAGUCUCCCCUUUCUGAUGUGAUCAAUUUGUUGAUGCACGUCAAUUAUGUUCAAGUUUUAUAACUACAAAUUAUAAAGCAACUUGUGAUGAUUGUACGCACUCACUAUAUAUAUAUAUCU
Messenger RNA from Humulus lupulus (European hop), 1093 nucleotides. RefSeq names its product (+)-neomenthol dehydrogenase-like. NCBI's taxonomy places the organism in Eukaryota, Viridiplantae, Streptophyta, Magnoliopsida, Rosales, Cannabaceae. The record is from RefSeq and is a predicted model, not a curated record. Gene Ontology annotation, cellular component: membrane. The transcript has 5 exons. Gene Ontology annotation, molecular function: oxidoreductase activity, acting on the CH-OH group of donors, NAD or NADP as acceptor. Bases 61 to 990 code for a protein of 309 amino acids.